This is a messenger RNA of Vespula pensylvanica (western yellowjacket), 3517 nucleotides long. RefSeq lists its product as uncharacterized. Lineage: Eukaryota; Metazoa; Arthropoda; Insecta; Hymenoptera; Vespidae. The transcript is spliced from 2 exons. The coding region runs from base 141 to 3038 and encodes 965 amino acids. The record is from RefSeq and is a predicted model, not a curated record.
GCGUAAAUGACAAGAUGAAUUAAAUGUGAUAGUUCGCUAUUAGUUGCUAUUAUAUAACCUAAAGAUUGCCAUUAUCAAUAUAAUCUACUUUGCUGGUAGACAACGUGACUUUACAUUAUUCUCUUAACAUUCCAAAUAAUAUGGAUGAUCUACAAAGAAAAAUUCAAAUGUACCUUAUGAAAGAAAAUCAAGAGGAUGGGGAAUUAACAUUUCUUACAGCUCGUACGACGAUAGAGAAUACAAUUAAAAUUAAUAAUUUGUGCAAAUCAAUAUCGGAAAUUAUUCUUGCAUCUGAUCUUGUAUUUGAAGGCACCGAAUUAAUGCUAAAUCCAAAAUGUGUAACUGCAUUUAAGUACUUAAUGUUAAACACAAAUUUCACAGUACAAAAACGUCUAGCAGAAGAUAUGGCACAUGGACAUUUAGUUGACAUGUGUCCAACUUUGUCAUCAUAUUUAUUUAUACAAAUUAUCUGGAAAUUAGAAUAUGAAGAUAUUUUGCUUGAAUCUAUUCUUCAUUUACCAUUAGAUUUGUGUAUUGAAAUAAUUGAUAUCACCAAAAGAACUGUUGAAGAACUUGAAUUCGAUCGUGCAGUAAAUAUCAUAUUUCAAUUAAUAAUAAAUAUUUAUAAGAAAUUCAUCUUGAUUGCAAACAAUGGUAGUCAAUCAUCAAAUAUCAUACAGAAUAUUAAUAGUAUGACUGCAUAUUUUCAAGAAUUAUUAUUAUUACUGGACAAUGAGAAGAUUAUUCGUAUGAAGAAAAUUCCAGUUCUAAAGAAAUACCAAAGAUAUGGCUUAUUACUAAGAAGAAUUAUAAAAAUAGUCAAAGAUUGCCUGGAAAACAUCAGAUAUAAUUUAAAAAUAUCCGAGGAUACUGAGAAAAUAUAUAAAAUCACAUUUGGAAGAGAACCUAUAGAGAGAUGUGAUGAUUUAAUUAUUACACAGACUAUAGAUACAAUACAUCAAGAUUUAAUAAAUUUACUUUUAAAGAAAAUCAAAGAGAUAGAUUGCAAUAUAUAUCUAGGAUGGGCAGAAUUAGAUGAUACAGAAAAUCCAACAAUAACAUUGCAAAAAGCCAUUGGAAACGAAUGUUAUUACUUGGUUGAAUUUAUUAAAGCUAAUAAGGAGUUAGCAGAAAACGAACAUUUGAUAGAAUGCUUGCAACAAUUAUCCUCUAAACCGAUUUCUGAAGAGAUUAAUUCUGUUUUAACUUUGGAAGAAUUACGUUAUGGCACGAUACAAGGUAAACAAGAAUGCAUCAAGGAAUUGAUCAGUCGUUACAAAGAAUGGGAUGAAACUAUACUGAAUAGCAUAGAGAUCAAAGAAAUGUGGAAAAAAUCAUUGUUGGACAAACAUGAUUGUUUAAAUUUACUGGAGUACCUCACAUUUGUGCUUAUGCAGGCAGAUAACGAAGACUCUCAACAACGUGUUUACACAUUUGUUACAGAAAUACUGAUUCAGCAAAAUUUGCAAUCCAUUUACUCAAUUAUAGUAGAAUAUAUAACUAAACACGAUGGUAGAAAUUGUUUAGAAUCUUUAUACACAGAAGAAACCUUUAAAGAUUUUAUCACAAGACAUACGAAUAUGAAGUCAUUAAAAACAUUGAAAAUAAUUCUAAUGUUUCUUUUAAAAAGCCCAAAAAAAGUCCUAGGAAUUAUUUUAAGAAUAACAAUUGGUUAUCCCGAAUAUGAAAAUAUUAUGAUAUCAGCUCAGGAUUUCUUACUUUUAUCGCCAAUAAUGAACAUACGAGAGGACUCCAAUGAAACUUUUUUGAUCAGUACAUUAAAAACAAUAUUUUCGGAGAAUGUAGAAUGGAAUAUAAAAAAAUUCAAAGAUCUAUUAUUUCUCAUAGUCGAUAAUAAGAUAUUGACGAUAGAAGACGUAAUAAACAAUAUUCUGGUGUGUUACUUAAAAGAAAACGUAAGUUCAUUACGUAACACACAUUGUAUUCUUACUUGCGCUACGAAAAUAUUAAACGAUAUGCACGAUCAGUGGCUAUGGCAUCAUUUUCUUGAUGGAUUAACAAUAGAAAUAAAGGCACAAAACUUACUUAUCCCUCUUGCACAAAUGAUGUCAUCAACGAGAAAACGAACGGACGUAUCAAAUUAUUUAAUUAAUGACGUGAUCAAAGAAAUAAAUUCUAUAAUUUAUCACAUUUUGGUAUAUUAUACGGAUGAUCUCAAUGUAUCAGUAAUUAAAGCUAUUAUAGAGGAUUUAGAAUGUAUCUUAGAACCGAUAGAAAAGAUACAUUUUGCAUCGCUUUGGCCACCGUCACGAAAUAACUUUGAUCUAUUAGAUAACAUCCACGAUUAUGAGAGACGUUGUUUCUUUAUUUUAAAUAUGAUCAAAAACGAUUCAACGAUAUCAGACGAAUUAAAAAAAUUCUUUUCGAACUUCUAUCUCCUUCAAGAAGAUUUCUUACAUCAUAUGAUUCUACAUUCGACUAGUUUUGAAUAUUUGAUAUUAGCUAAGCAGUACACGGGAGGAAAUAUAUGUAAAACUUUCAAAACCACUAUAAAAGAUCCCUACAACAAUUUUUUAUGUCUCACUAUGGAGGUCUGUUGUUUCAGUUUGGAAUAUCCUUCGCUAUCACCCAAACAUUCCUUUACCUUUGUAUUGAACAAUUCUAUUAAAUUCUUAAAAUUUUAUUUUAAUUAUAAACAAGGUUACUAUAGUAAUGUCCCGAAGUUUUAUCACUCCAUUAUUGAAAAUUUUUAUUUACUCGAUGAAAUUAUAAAACGUUGUUGUUCUCCAUCCUAUUCGUUAUUAUAUACGAAUCUUUUCACAAAUAUAAAAAUUACCAAUGACAUCGACGAAAAUAAAAUUCAAAUAAUAGAAUUAUUGGAUUCGAUCGAACGUUUUACCAAUCAGUGCACGGAAUUCAAUGAGUCACGUGACCAAGAGAGUUUUCAAAACGUACCUUCCACGAAAAUGUCGAGAUUUCGUCUCGUUUAUUUAUUUAUUUCGGCGUGUAUUAAAGUACCAGCGUCAAAAGCUUACGAGUGUAUCACCAUAAUAAAUAAUUUCUUAGCUUCCACAUAAUCUCAUCUCGUUCGCUUUUAUGUCUUCUUUCUAUUGUCUGAAUAUUAUAUAUAUAUAAUGAUAUACGUUCUGUGUGCAGCAUAAAAAAUAUUUAUAUGAAGAUUAUUCGAGGAUAUAAAUAAUCCUUUCGCGAUUAUUAUUAUCGAUAUUUAUAUAUAUUGUAUGUGUGUGUGUCUGAGCGUGAAAUGUAUGAGGUUAGUUUUCAAUUUUUUUUUUUUUUAAUUCAACACAUUGGUGGUUUCGUUAAAAAAAUCAAGAUUAAAAUUGCAAUAUAAUUUGUUUUCAUUCCAUAUUAUAUUUGUGCGAUACUGCCAAAUGCCAUUACAAUGGUUAGUAAUAAAAACAUGUGAAAAAAUUGCGUACAAAGGAAAAAAAUGUGCACUAGUCACACAGAUAUAUAAAAAAUUGAUCAAAUGGGUAGCACUUCUCGAAGGCGAUUUUAUAUACGUAUAUGUGUUUUGUGUAUCUAUAUAUAUUCA